Molecule: messenger RNA, 2034 nt
Organism: Saccharomycodes ludwigii
Lineage: Eukaryota; Fungi; Ascomycota; Saccharomycetes; Saccharomycodales; Saccharomycodaceae
Gene: COY1
Product: CCAAT displacement transcription factor COY1
Exons: 1
Coding region: 1-2034 (677 amino acids)
Biological process (GO): intra-Golgi vesicle-mediated transport
Cellular component (GO): Golgi membrane
Source: RefSeq, a predicted model, not a curated record
AUGUCUGAUAUCAUCACACAAGCAAUUUCAUCAUGGAAUAAGGCCUGUUUACCUGAUAUUCAAACCGAAUUAGAUCAAAAUCUUUUAAAAAUUAAAGAAUGGGAAGACAAAAGUUUACAAAGCAGACAAGUUAUUGCAACUUCAACCAAACAACUCAACAAAAAAUAUAAAAAUGUUACAACUUCAUCAAAUGAAAUUGCUAACGCCACAAUUAUCUCCGAAUAUAAAACUUUAAUCAAAAAGUACCAACAUGAAGUGGAUGAUCUAACCAAUCGGGCUAAUACUAGCGAACGUGUUAUUGUUAAGUUGUACGAAAAGUUUGGGGAAGUUCCCAAUCCUGAACCUUUAUUGCUUCAACUUUUACACAAAAAUGAUAAUAAUGAUACCAUAAAUGAUUUGAAGAAAAAAAUUUUAGAUAACGAACAGACAUAUAAGAAAAAAAUCUUAGAAUUAGAAGCUAAUCAAGCUAAGAUAUUAGCCAAAAAGGUGGUUGCCAAAGAAAGCGAAUUACACAGUAUUUGGCUAGAAAAAGAAAGUAAUUGGAAAAGUCGUGAGAAGGAAUUGAAUAACACAAUUGAAAAAUUAAAACAACUGCAAAAAGAAGAGGAAGAAGCUGCCAAAAAAAACACAACUAAAGGCGAGGAGUCCAACGAGGUACCAAGUAUUAACUCUGGUGACUUUGAACUAGUUGUUGGCGAGCUAGAAUCAUGCCAAAGAAGGAUAAUAGAUUUGGAAAAAAGAAACGAAACAUUAAGUGGAGAGGUGAGUAAGUUAUCCAACUCUUCAGAAAAGGAUUCAGAAGUUCAUGAAAAAAUGUUCGAAAUUAAACAAUUAGAAAGUGAAGUUUCCAUUUUAGUGACUAAGUUAGAUCAAUCCCAAGACGAAAACUCUGACAAAGCAAAUGGUUUAUCCAUGUUACAAACACAAAUUGCCGCGUUAAAUAACGAAGUUUCUGUUUUGAAACGUAAAUUAAAUAAUUAUUCUGAUUACGACAAAAUCAAACAGGAGUUAAACUCUUUGAAAAAAAUCGAGUUUGGGUUUGAUGAAGAGGAUGAGGAAAAUGACGGUACCAGCAAAGCUGAUAGUACUGUGGAAAUGGGGUUGGUUCAAGUUAAUAAAAAAUUACAAAACAAACUAGCUGAAUUACGUGGGAAUGUAGCGGAUAUGGAACAAGAUAAAAAGGAAUUUCAGCUGCAAAUAGGCGCUUUGCAAAGCCAGAUUUCUGAUUUGAAGUCGCAAAACGAAACUUUGGAAGAGGAUUUAGAAAAAUUGGAUGAGGUCAGUUCCAAAUUUACGGAUACACAAAGUAUAAUUUCCGCAAUGACAACAACACACAGAUCCUUUAAAACUGGGACCAGCUUUGCCAACCACCAACGCAAUACUGGACAAUUAUCACCAACUAGUUCGAUUGUAGCUGGAGUUGAUCCAACUACUAGUAACAUUAACAGCAUCAAUGCCCACGAUUCCAGUACAAGUGGAGUUGCUAACAAUCCAAUUAUGAAAAUUGUUACUCAACAAAGAGAUAGGUUUCGUUCUAAAAAUGUUCAAUUGGAAAAACAAAUAAAAAAAUUACAAUCUGAGCAAGAUGGCUUGACAAGGAAAUUAGAAAAACUAAGCGAUGAUAAUAAGAAGUUGUAUGAAAAAAUUAAAUAUCUAAGCUCAUAUCAAAGAGGUGAGUUUGAAGUUCAUGAUGUAGAAGAACAAAAAUACGAAAACAUUUACAAUGAAUCAUUACAUCCAAUGCAAAAUUUUAGGCAGCGUGAAAUUAGUAGGUAUCAUAAUUAUAAAAUGAAUCCAUUAGACAAACUCUUUUCUACCUUGGCUAAGUAUAUUUUGGCUAAUAAGACUAGUAGAUUUUGCUUUUUAUUUUAUUGUUUGGGAUUGCAUGCCUUGUUGAUGAUAAUGUUUACUUAUGGCAUCAAUGUGCAGGCAACUGGUUAUGCCUCCGAUAGUGGGAUGGUUCAAACAUCGGCUACAAAUUUAAUAUCUAAUAAUAAUGGAGGUGCUGGUGCUGGCUCCAUUGGAAAAUUUUAA